GCGGAGCAGUUGCAGCCGGGUCGGGGUGUGAGCGGGCGGUGGAGCCAGCAGUCAGUGAAUCAGUCAGCUCGGUGAUCGCCACUCGGACCGGGAGCACAGGAAAUGGCUUACUACCAGCGGCCCCCGGUGGCCUCCGACCAGUCCUUCCUGUGGAACGUCUUCCAAAGAGUGGACAGGGACAGAAGUGGGGUUAUAUCUGAUACAGAACUCCAGCAAGCCUUGUCAAAUGGUACCUGGACACCCUUUAAUCCAACAACUGUGCGCUCCAUAAUCUCCAUGUUUGACCGAGAAAAUAAGGGUGGUGUGAGCUUCAAUGAGUUUUCUGGGGUUUGGAAGUACAUAACAGACUGGCAGACCAUCUUUCGAAACUACGACAGAGACAAUUCAGGGAUGAUCGACAAAAACGAACUAAAGCAGGCGCUAACAGGUUUUGGCUAUCGUCUAACAGAUCAGUUCUAUGAUGUUCUCAUUCGCAAAUUCGACAGACAAAGAAGGGGACAAGUUGCUUUUGAUGACUUCAUUCAGUGCUGUAUUGUUUUACAGAGACUGACUGAUGUCUUCCGGAGAUAUGACACAGACCAGGAUGGCUGGAUCCAAGUAUCUUAUGAACAAUAUCUUUCUAUGGUCUUCAGCAUUGUAUGAUGCCAUACCAGUAGAGACUAGAAUUGCCAAAAUCCCAUAUUUUCUUACUAUACUUGAGUAUUGUACUGUAAUGUACAAACCGCUUCAUUUUUUUUAAUAGUUCAUCGUAAGCAAAAUUGUUAUUGUAUAUGAGGAAAACCUUAUUUUUACCUUGUAUUAACAUGAAAUAUAACUUAGCCAUAUUUUUAUUUACAUCGUUACUAUGCCAUUAUUAUGUGCCAGGGGAAAAAAAAGUAUAGUUUUGUAGGGAUUUUCCAUGGCCUAACCUCUUUUUUUUUUUUUUUUUCCUUUUCUUUCUUUCCUUCAUUUUAAAUAUACAGUGCCACUUAAUUUUCUUUCUUUGGCCAAAAUAAAAUUCAUAGGAUAUUUUACAUGCUUCAAUGCAUGAUGCUGCACGUUUAUGUACAAUAUUAAUAUUAUGGCUAAUCAUAACAAGCUCACUCACAUUGAAUUCCGUAGAAAUAUAUGUAGAAUUGUUGUCUUUUAAACAAGUGCCAGAGUGUCUUUAAAUAACAUGCAAUUCAUGCUAUCCCGCCCCUUUAACUGAGAUAUCUCAUUGCUGGUUCUUAGUAGAAGUUCACAGUUUCAGGCUCUAACAACUGGGUACACUAGAAAUGUUGUUGCACAAUUGGGAAAACUUCUAGCAUGUUAUAUAUUGACACAACGCUGUAUGAGCACAACUGCUUGUUUUCCAGUACAGUCCUUGUUUAUACGUAUGAUGCCAAAUUCAUUGAGGCUGAGCACAUCUGUCUGAUAAACAUCCAAUAUGUAAUGAUAAAGUUUCCAUUAACAUAUGCUAUUUUGUUCACCAUAUUUCAGGUACUGAUGAGCAUCUAGAUGUUAAGUCAGCAGAGAAGAUUUAAAUAAAAUAAAAUAAAAAUACACUCCAAAAAGGUAGAAGCCAUCAGUUAUAACUUUAUUAAGUCAUUGCCAUUCUAAGGGUUCUGUUACAGAGUAUGUGCAGCCAGUGGUUAGAUUUACCAUAGGACUGAUUGAGAUAUAUAUAUAAAUAUAUAUAUAUAGGCUCUAGAUGGGAAAGGGGUUUCCUUAGUAGCCUGUCUUACUAUUCAGUAAACCUGUUCUUAUACAAGUUCAUGUUUUCAUAAGGCAUGCAUGUCAUAUGACUGCCCUGAACUCUGUUUGCAUCCAAUAUAUUUUAUAAUGGGGACUACUUUUUCUGAUGGAGGUUGUUUAUUACUACAGCACAACUUUUGAAUCUGAGUCUUAAAUGCUUUUCCACCUUGUCGACGGACCUUUAUUUCUCUGGAAGCAGCAUGCAGUGCUGGCUUAUUAAAAAGUCAUGAUAGCAAACUGUCAUAAUUCCAUGUAAAAUAUAGUUGCAUUUCAGGGAAUACGAGCAUGGAAGCAUGUUUUAUGUCUCUAAAAUUCUCUCCGAGAUCAAACUGUGAUUUGAAUAAACCAAAUACAUUUUAUGCAAAUGUUAAUAAAAAAAAUAGUUAUUAAAUGUGUACUGCUUAUCUAAUGUAACAUUACACCAACAAUGUUGCACAAUAUGUAAGAUGUUUUGAAAAGUACUUUGACAUUAUCUGUACAGGUUCCAUUUUAUUAAAUCCUAUCACAAUAAAACCCAUUAUUGCACAUUUA
This is a messenger RNA of Pelobates fuscus (common spadefoot toad), 2247 nucleotides long. RefSeq names its product programmed cell death 6 (gene PDCD6). Lineage: Eukaryota; Metazoa; Chordata; Amphibia; Anura; Pelobatidae. The transcript is spliced from 6 exons. The record is from RefSeq and is a predicted model, not a curated record. Bases 103 to 642 code for a protein of 179 amino acids. Gene Ontology annotation, molecular function: calcium ion binding.